GAAAGAGAGUAAGUCACAGAGAGAGUGAGGGAGUUGCUGAGUGAGAUAGAGCUACACCCAGUCACAGAAAGAGAGACAGACACACACACUGACACACUCCUACAAAAAGACAUAGAUGCACACACAGAAAGACACAGACAGACACUGAUACCCAGAUUGGGACUCUCAGACACAUAGGGAGAAGCUGCUGUACUGAUAGAGAUAUUCAUAUGCAAAGGCACAGAUAGAGACACAAAGUCACAGAGACGGACAAAGAUAAAGACGCAAAUACAGAUAGACAGCUACACAAUCUCUCCAAGAGAGGCCGGAGCAUGACGACUGUUUUGCCACCAAGCGAUGACAACUGUGAUGCCUACACCUUCUUGAGCCGCCCAAGAGCUCUCAACCAAAAGAGGAAAUACAGGGCUGGUGUGCCACCACCUCAUUGUGAACCACCAUGUUUUGGAAAUAUAAUGUAUGAUAAAAGGGUUGUACGAGGAACUACGUAUGGUCAGCAUAUGCUUCCGCUGUCAGCAAAUCCUGAUCCCAUUGAGAUCCAAAGGCAGCAAGAGUCUCAGAGGAGGGCAAUUGCCAGAAGACGAGCCAAAGCACAACUUCGACCAGCUACACCAGAACCAGUGAUUGGGAGGCAACACUCAGAGAUACAAACAGAGUUAUAUCUAGAGGAGCUCAGCGAUCGAAUAGAAGAAGUUGAUAUGCAUACUCAAACAGAUGCAUUCCUGGAUAAACCAUCAACACCGCUCUUUAUUCCUGCAAAGUCAGGAAAGGAUAUAGCUACUCAAAUUCAAGAGGGAGAGCUUUUUGACUUUGACGUUGAAGUGAGUCCAAUGUUAGAGGUACUCGUGGGAAAGACUAUUGAACAAGCUCUGCUGGAAGUAAUGGAAGAAGAAGAGCUGACUAACUUACGUGCUCUGCAGCGUGACUUUGAGGAGCUUCGAAAUGCAGAGCUUGCAGAGGUACAACGUAUGGAGGAGAAGGAGAGACGGCAUAGAGAAGAAAAGAAACGUCGCAUUGAACAACAGCAAGCCGUGCUAAUGAAGGAGAAGGAGAGUGCAGAAAAGAUUGCAGCCCGUGCAUUUGCUCAACAGUAUUUAGCUGAUCUGGUUCCUGCAGUCUUCACUACACUUCGGGAUAAUGGCUUCUUCUAUGAUCAUGUGGAACGAGACGUAGAGAAAGAAUUCCUUCCUUGGCUGAUGAAACAGGUGCAGCAUAGCAUGGGUCAAGAAAUUCUGGGAAGAACGAUAUUGGACAUGGUAAUUCGUGAAAUAAUGAAGACUAGAAAAGUGAAUUUCAAGCCGGUGCAAGUUGAUCAACCAGUUCAAGCCUGAGGAAGAAGUGUACUUUGGGUAAAGAAUAAAUCCCAGAAAUCAACAACAUGAUGCUCCUUAACCAGUUUUUGUUUUAAAUAAACUAUCGAACUUGUGAAGAAAAUGGUAAUGUGACAUGUAAAUCUAUUGUAUAAGUUAGUAUUUUGUUCACCUACUUGUGUUUAUUCUAUGCAACCUGGCAAGAAUUUUAAUUUUCAGAUAUCAACAUCAGGUUUCUUGCUUUGGAGAUUACUUUAGUGAAAUUAUAAAAAGACCGGUAUCAGGAUUUUUUUCUCUUUUUCAAAGUACUGCAUGCUAAAAUGUCAUAGGAAGCAAAAUAUUUGUUUUGAAAUGCUUUAUAAAAGUACAAGCGUAUGAAAAAAAUAUGCCACAUGUGUUGUGAGGUUUUACAAACUUUCUGCUGUGUAUUGCCUCUAGAUGUCACUUUUGUUUAAUUUCAUGAAACCUAUUUACAUUAGGUAGUAUGCCAGCUGAGAAAAUCAUGUAUUUUAAUUUCUCUUCCCUCUUUGACAUAUAUGAGGGAGAUUAUAAGAUUACACCAGUGGCCAUUUAGUGAUCUUAAUGCUUUUCAUAACCUUAAACACCUUCAAAGGAUUUUAAUUGAACUGGAACUGGCCUCCUGUCUUUAGCCACUUGGAUUUUAUUGAAAAUUGGUACAGUUGGAUCACAUCUGUAAACCUUAUGUGGUGGGAUCCCAACUUGUGUCUAGCAACUUAUUGGAUUUUUGCCAAAUACGAUAAAACAUUUUUUCUAGUCAGACGCAUGUGCCCUUUUGAUGUUGUUUGACCUUGCUGGAAACUACAUAUGUAUUUAUGUUGCUCAUAUGCAUGGAAUUGUAGAAAUGACUACUUACCAGAUACUCAAUUAAUUUAAAAGUUAUCAUGACUAAA
This is a messenger RNA of Callorhinchus milii (elephant shark), 2218 nucleotides long. It is a transcript of the gene rsph3, whose product is annotated as radial spoke head 3. Gene Ontology annotation, cellular component: cilium. Lineage: Eukaryota; Metazoa; Chordata; Chondrichthyes; Chimaeriformes; Callorhinchidae. The transcript is spliced from 8 exons. The record is from RefSeq and is a predicted model, not a curated record. Bases 312 to 1328 code for a protein of 338 amino acids.